GGCUGAGUCGCGACAGGCCGAUACGGCGAGCACGUCAACCCAAUCCUCACGCCACGCACUCCGACGUCGUCACGUAGAACAAGUACUAAAAUCAUCCCCUUGGCUUUUGACUUUUCACAAGUCGUCUCCCAGCUGAGCCAUGCUAUAUACCUCGUGACGUCCUCUUCUUGCUCACUCGACUGUCUAGAUUCUGAACAUUUGGAUCACCAAACAAAUCUGCCUGUCUCCCGACCAGUGACGGGUAUUUAUUUCUUCUUGCCUACGCAUCUAUUCACACAGCCGUACUCCGCCAUGGGUUCUAUUGACUCCGCGCCAUUCGACGUCAAGAACAUCGCUGUCAUUGGCGCUGGCCCAUGCGGUCUCUCGGCGGCAAAGUACCUUAUCGCGCAGCAGGCCUUCGACUCAGUAGUCGUCUUCGAGCAGAAUCCCGAGGUGGGAGGCGUAUGGUGUUAUAGUCGAGAGCCUACACCAAGCCAACAUGUACCUCAAGUGAGCCCUUUCUGCCCUCCGGACGCCCCGGUCAAGAGUCCAGAUAUCGAUGCGCCCUUGUUCGCCUCGCCGAUGUAUGAGCUCCUCAAUACCAACAUCCCUUGGACCAUCAUGAAGUAUGGUGAUCAAGACUUUCCCCGUGACGGACUGAUCUUCCCAUCCCGCCAGGUCGUGCAGGAGUACCUGGUGCAAUAUUCCCAAGACGUCCGUCACCUCAUCCGCUUUUCAACCCGGGUCAAGAAAGUUUCGCUCCGACGGGAAGGGAGCCAUGACCGAUGGGAAGUCGAGACCGAAAACCUUCUAGACGGCCGGAAUUCAAAGGCCGCCUUCGAUGCUGUCGUGGUGGCCAAUGGACACUACGCAACGCCAUUUAUCCCAGACGUCAAGAACAUUGCAGAGUUCAACACCGUUCAUCCCGGGGUGAUUUCCCAUGCCAAGACUUACCGUGUGCCCGACGACUACGCCGGGAAGAAGGUGUUGGUUGUGGGUAACGGGUCGUCCGGCCUCGACAUCGCCUCCCAAAUCAGCCGGCACAGCAAAAGCCCCCUCCUACUCUCUGUGCAUGAGUCCACCCCAGAUGAGAACUUGGAGCAUGUCCGCGCUGAGGAGGUGCCUGCGAUAGAAGAGUUCCUCGUAAAGGAAAAGGGGGUCAGGUUCACCGAUGGUAGGGUGGAGAAGGACCUGGACGUCAUCUUGUACUGCACGGGAUAUCUCUUCAGCUUCCCCUUCUUGGAAAGCCUGAUACCCGGGCUUGUUUCCAACGGAGCAAGGGUAUACGGCCUAUACAAACACCUAUUCAACAUCGACCACCCCACUUUGGUCUUCCCCGGCCUGCCGAUCAGGGUCGUCCCCUUCCCUGUUUCUGAGGCACACGCUGCAGCGUUCGCGAGAGUCUGGUCGAACUCUUUGGCGUUGCCCUCUGUGGAGGAAAUGUCGCGAUGGGAAGAAGAGGAAGCCAACAGGCACGGCAAAUCUUUCCACGUCUUCCCCAAGCUCGGCGAUGCCGACCUACUUGAUGAGUUCCACGAUUGGGUCAAGAAGUCGAGCAGCAGCAAGGGAAAAACGCCCCCAGUGUGGAACGCCGAGCAGAAGUGGGAACGUGGAAUUUACAUCGAAGCCAAGCUCGCGUUUGAGAAAGGUGGGCGGAAGGCGAAGUCUUUGAAGGAACUUGGGUUCCCAUACGUCCCUGAGAGCGAUGUGAAUAAGCAGGACAUCGUAUAGACAACUAGAUACUUGGUGGCGAUUAGAUCCCAGAUACAUCAUAAUCAUAGAAGAGUAUCUCAUCACACGCCAUCUCAGCCAGACUGUCUCCUCCAUGGCAUCUCGGAUGUCACGAAUUCCUUCCUGACUGCAGAGAAAUGCCCGUGGCAGUCCUCGACUUGGAUGUGGAUGAG
Messenger RNA from Diaporthe batatas, 1883 nucleotides. RefSeq lists its product as uncharacterized. NCBI's taxonomy places the organism in Eukaryota, Fungi, Ascomycota, Sordariomycetes, Diaporthales, Diaporthaceae. Bases 292 to 1710 code for a protein of 472 amino acids. The record is from RefSeq and is a predicted model, not a curated record. Gene Ontology annotation, molecular function: NADP binding; N,N-dimethylaniline monooxygenase activity; flavin adenine dinucleotide binding. The transcript has 2 exons.